Paramecium sonneborni is the source of this 2464-nucleotide messenger RNA. Lineage: Eukaryota; Ciliophora; Oligohymenophorea; Peniculida; Parameciidae. The record is from the annotation of a GenBank genome assembly.
AUGGAUUUAACACAAUCACAAGAAUAAGACAAAAUAAUACAAUACUAUUUAAACUAAUAAAUUAAAAAAGUUGCUGAUGAAAAAUCAUAACUCACUCAACAAUAAGAACAUGAAAGAAACAAAAUUAAAUUAUAAGUCUGGGAAUUUCUAAAUCAUUAAUAAUCCAUUUAGUAAUAAUCUCGUCUUAAUACAACACCUUUAAGUCUUAUAUCUAAUAAUUCUGCUUAAUCCGAUCGUUUCGAUAUACAAAUUGAUAAAUCUAAAAUUAAAUAAUAGAGUUAGAAAUUUGAAUAAUCCAUGCAAUUCUAAAAGGAUUAACCAAAUUAUCAAAUUAAUUAUCACUCCUUUGUUGAUUCUAAAGACUAAUAAUAUAAGUAAUUAGAUUUCCUUAUUGCCUAAUAUGAAGAAAAAACUAAAAAUUUACCUAGAAAUUAUUUCAAAAGACAAUAACCUGAACAUGCUUCUAAUCAACUCUAAUAGGAUCAGGAUGAUAAUGAUGAAUAGUAUAAUUAAGAUUUUGAAUAGGAUCAAGAGAUCUAAGAGCUCAUUGAAGAAGAAUUACAAGAAUCCUAAAUGUAAAUCCAAUAAUAAUCUUUAUAAGUUAAUUAAUAAGAUAACUAGACUGCUUAUAACAAUUUAAUCAAAUUAAGAAUUGAAAGAUUAGAUAAUAGUGUUGCUAAACCAGAUAAUUCCAAACUCAAUGAUUUAAGUAAAAUAUCUGAAUCAUUAAGUGAUUUGAAAGUAAAUCCUAAUGAAACUAAUAAAAUACUUGAAAUUAGUAGAUAAGUUGAUGCUUCCAAAUAAAAUACUUUUAAAUUUGAUCAAACUCUCAUUUAAACAAAAUCUAAUGAUGAACUAUUGUUCGAAUAAUCCUAAUAAUCUAUGUCAUCUAAAUUAUUAGAAUUAUCUUAAUAAUAAUCUAAAUUUUAUGAAAAAUAAAGAAUUGAUUAUCCUUAAAUUCCUUCCCUUGAUUAAGAAUUCUCAUAUAAAAUUUAAGACCAAUCUCAAAUUUCAAGGUCUUUUUAUCCUAAUAAAUAACUUGAUCAUGCUUCUAAAUUUGAUUAAUCAAAAUAUUAGUAAUCUAACUUUGAUUAAACUAAACAAUAGUCAUAAAUAAAUUAAUUUGAUUAAAUUUAAAAAAGUAAUUUAACUAGCGAUAUUUAAUUUAAACUUAAUUAAUAAGAACAAUUAUAUCGAUUACCAGAAUAAUCAAAAAAUUUUGAAAUUCAAGAGAAAUCUAAUCUAUCAAAUUAAAUAUAGUCUAAAUUAUUAGAAUAAUAACAAAAUUAUUAAUAAUCUCAUUAACCUUCUAAAUUUAGUGAACCAACAAAAAGAAAUUAAUCAUUUGAAUUUGAUAAAUAAUAAUAUUAUCCAAAUUACACAUGUGCAAAUUCUAAUGUAACAAAAUAGAACAAACUUUCAUCUGCUCUUGAAGAUGAUAACAAAAAUCAACAAUUUUAGUUGAAUUAAUAAAAUAACAAUUAUCUAGAAGAUGAAGAAGAAGCAUUCUCAGAACAAGAAGAAGAAGAUAAUAAAUAAUUUUAUUAAUUUAGUAUUAAAUUUGAAGAAUAAGAUGAUAAAGAAAAAUAAAAAAAAUUUGAAGCUUUAAAGAAAAAGAAAUUAUAAGAAAUGGAAGAAUUAAAAUAACUUCGGUAAUUAAGAAAUAAAGAAUAAUAAUAACAAAAUAGUUAACAUAAUAAGCGUGAUCAAUCUCCUCUUAUGCCUAGUGCAUCUUUAAAAAGAUUAUAAUAACAACAACAACAAUAAUAAUAAUAAUAAUAAUAAUAAUAAUAAUAAUAAUAAUAAUAAUAAUAAUAAUAAUAAUAAUAAUAAUAAUAAUAAUAAUAAUAACAAUAAUAACAAUAGUAAUAUUUAUUUCAAUAAUAGUAAAAUUCUUAAAAUCAAUUUUAUUAGCAACAAUAAUUUUAGUAAAAAAAUAUACUUUAAGAUAAUUAGCCUUAUGUAAUUUAAACUUCAUAGCCUUAAUCAAAACGUAAUGCUUCGGCUAAUAGAAAAUCUCCUAUGGCCAGAUAAAAAGAAACUGCUCAUUUUGGUUAAGAUAUAGAUAGAUCUAUUUCUGUGGAGAAAAACAAAAAAAAUAAUAAAACAAUCCUAAAAAAUGCUAUAACAUAUGUUUGUUUAGCUGGAGAACCUAACAAAAGAGAAAGGGAAGCUAUCUUAUAAAAAUUAGAUGGAGUUGAAGCAGAGCAUUUUAUCUUAUUAUUUAAAACAUAUGGUCGAUCGGUAAGAAAUAAAAAAUAUUAAGGACUUUCGAGGUUUGUAUGGCUAUGCUGUAGACUCAUAACCUUAUUUAAUAUUUGGAUAAGGAAAAUGCCCUUAAGUUUUAACUUCUGAGAUGGUGAAAACAUUUUUCAAAUAUGAUUCUGGAGCUAAAUAAUUUAAAGCAAUAGAUGGAAAUAAGUAAUUUACUAUAAUGGUUGAUGCUGUUUAAUUAAGAAAAUGA